Messenger RNA from Dendronephthya gigantea, 1344 nucleotides. RefSeq names its product adenosine 3'-phospho 5'-phosphosulfate transporter 2-like. NCBI's taxonomy places the organism in Eukaryota, Metazoa, Cnidaria, Anthozoa, Malacalcyonacea, Nephtheidae. Gene Ontology annotation, cellular component: endoplasmic reticulum membrane; Golgi membrane. Gene Ontology annotation, biological process: transmembrane transport. Bases 16 to 1197 code for a protein of 393 amino acids. Gene Ontology annotation, molecular function: 3'-phosphoadenosine 5'-phosphosulfate transmembrane transporter activity. The record is from RefSeq and is a predicted model, not a curated record. The transcript has 10 exons.
CAUAAACAAAGUAAAAUGUCUCAAAUAUCUGGAACAAGUGCAAAAGCAAAAAAAUAUGGAAAUUUUAACAUCCUUCCAAAAACCGAUUCCAUUCCACAGUCUACGAGUAUUAAGGUAGAAGAUUUAGACAGAGAACGCCAAAUUUUAGAACAAUAUGGCUCUAAAAAGGCAUCGUUUUCUUCAAAGCAACAAUUGGUUGUAAUUGGAGUUUCACUUGAUCACUUGUCGAGAAGUACACAAUUAUUUAUUUGCUGUGCUGGGGUAUUUGUAUUCUAUCUAAUUUACGGCUAUGUACAAGAACUGAUCUUCAACAUUGAGGGUUUCCAACCCUUUGGUUGGUAUUUAACCUUAGUUCAGUUUGCAUGUUACGGAAUUUUUGGAAUCAUUGAGAGUUACUGGAGGAUGGAAUUUCAUAGAAAGAUUCCCUUAAAGACUUACGCUCUGCUUGCAUUUCUGACUGUAUCAACGAUGGGUCUUUCAAAUACUUCUCUUGGAUAUCUUAAUUAUCCUACUCAAGUUAUAUUCAAGUGUUGUAAACUUAUCCCUGUCAUGGUUGGGGGAGUUUUAAUACAAGGAAAGAGAUACAGUCUUAUUGAUGUUGGAGCGUGCUUGCUGAUGAGUGUUGGAUUGAUUUUAUUCACGUUAGCUGACAGUGAAAUCUCCCCAAGAUUUGAUGAAACAGGUGUUAUAUUAAUUACCCUGGCAUUGUGUGCUGAUGCAGUGAUUGGAAAUGUUCAAGAAAAGGCAAUGAAAACACACUCCAGUACUAACACAGAAGUUAUAUUGUUUUCUUACGGUAUUGGUUUCUUUUAUAUUUUGGUUGGAUUAACGAUCUCUGGAGGGUUAAGAGAACCUUUUGAAUUUUGUGCCAAACGUCCUGGGGAAACCUAUGGUCUGGCAGUGAUAUUUUCUUUGACCGGAUAUCUGGGAAUUGCAUUUGUUUUAUCCUUAGUAAAAUGCUUUGGUGCUCUACUUGCAGUAACAGUUACUACAUGUAGGAAAGCCAUAACUAUUGUACUGUCUUUCAUGUUUUUCACAAAGCCAUUCACAUUUCGAUAUGUUUGGUCAGGUGCCAUUGUACUUCUUGGUAUUUCAAUGAACAUCUACAGUAAAAACAGGGAGAAAAUGGAUGCUAUGUUUUGGCAAUAUUUGAUGAGACUCUCUAAGAGAAAACCAACUCUUUCACAGGAAAUAUGAUAUCAUUUUCAAUGAUGCAAACAAGAAUUUAAAUGUGAACCUAAAUUUUUAACUAUUUAUAUAUUCUUAUUCAAAUAUUUAUUUUUUACAACAAAUGAACAACUCUCCAAAGAGAGUGGUAAAUGUGCACCCGGUGACGUCAUGUGA